This is a messenger RNA of Protopolystoma xenopodis, 213 nucleotides long. NCBI's taxonomy places the organism in Eukaryota, Metazoa, Platyhelminthes, Monogenea, Polystomatidea, Polystomatidae. The record is from the annotation of a GenBank genome assembly.
AUGCACUGCGGCGUCGAGCACUGUAGCUUUUCCUUGUUCGCUGGCAUGGGUUGGCUUUCCAUCUACCGGAAAGGCAGAUCACUAUCGAUCCAUCUGGCAGAAAUGUGCUGUACCAGUGCAAGUCUGUCUGGGAACGAUAGAUAUCGCGUUGUGAUUGGCGAACUGGCCCAACCAAUCAGAAGCCGCAUAAGCGAUCCAUCCCAAUUCGGCUAA